Phytophthora nicotianae INRA-310 is the source of this 519-nucleotide messenger RNA. RefSeq lists its product as hypothetical. NCBI's taxonomy places the organism in Eukaryota, Oomycota, Peronosporomycetes, Peronosporales, Peronosporaceae. Gene Ontology annotation, molecular function: beta-glucosidase activity. The transcript is spliced from 2 exons. Bases 1 to 519 code for a protein of 172 amino acids. The record is from RefSeq and is a predicted model, not a curated record. Gene Ontology annotation, biological process: glucan catabolic process.
AUGGUGUACAACCACCCCGUGACGACCAUGUGCGAGAACUCGACCGAGACGCCGUACUACUGCGAGAACGAAUGGGAUUUCGGCACAGGCUUGAGCUACACAGACUUCACAUACUCGGCGGUGACUUUGAGCAAGAACACGAUCCAGGAUCCUAACGACUCGAUCACUGUUUCGGUGGACGUGACGAACAGCGGUUCGAUGACCGGCAAGGAAACGCCGUAUCGCUCGCUGAACGUGCCUGAGAUGAAGCAGCUCAAGAAAUUCUCCAAGAUCAGCCUCAAGGUUGGCGAGACGCAGACCGUGCAGUUCACACUGACUGCUGACGAUUGGAGCGUCUACUACCCGCAGAUUGGCCACGGCCUCAAGAUGAUCGCCGAGGACAGCGAGUUUUGGGUCGCCAUCAAGCCCGAGACGGGCUGUGACGUAUACAAUGAGACCGCGAGCCGCAGCUCGCUCUGCUCGAACUUUACGCUCAGCACGGGCGAGUACCCGUUCGGUACUAUCGAGAUUCCGUGGUGA